UAAAUUCAGUUCCUGUAAAUACAUGGAACAAGUAUGGGUGGAAAUAAGUUGAAGAGUUAGGGAAAAGAAAAUCACUUCUCAUCCUAUAUACAGUCUCAGGAAUAACAUUCAUUUGGUUGGAUAUGAGAUGAUCUUUACUGGAAUGAGCAAUGUUUCUUUUCCUGUAAAUGGCAUUGGAAAAGACGACAUUUUUAAGCAACAAGACCGCUGCUCCUGGACUCAUUUGGGCUUUCUGAUGUUUUGAAGCACAGAAUACUUCCACAAUAUGAUUUGAGAAGUCACCAAAAAAGUCAAUAAAAUGUGAGCAAUAUGAUUGAAGAGAAAUGAAGCCAUGGAAAAUGGAACUGAGAACACAAAGACACCGGACUGCAUUGUGAACAGUUCCAUUAAGAAGUCUUCUGACGUCUACUACAUUGCAGGGAACAGAAACAAGAUGAAGUUCUGUGAAUCCAAUCCCUACCAGAUGAAAUUCAGUGACAGUGAUGGCAGCAGUGAGACAGAGGAACAAACCCGAGUGGUUACCUUCUUUAGUUCCCUUUUUAAAAAAACAAGAGCCUUUGGAUCUAGAAAAAGGCCACAUUCAUUGAUUGCUUUCAGAGAAAGCUCCAAACAGAAAACAAAGUUAUCCUUCCUGGACAGGCUGAAAUCAUUCAAAAGGCUUAAGUCAAUGGAACUCUUCAGGCUCCAAUUCACGAGAAACUUAAGACGAAAGACCUCUAAAAUCUGGAGUAGAGAGAAGAGAGGCGUGCCAAAUGGUUCCUCAGCAUGCAAGCAAACAUUAGAUGAAGGAACUUUUAGACAUACCUAUGCAGGGGAUCUGCAAGAUUUUGACACAGCUGGAGACUCAAACCUAAUUACUUGUGCUCUAGAAAAUAUUAGCAUUGAAGAUGAACAGCCAGUUAACAAGAGUUGGAAGAAUAUACAACAAUACUUCAAAAGUUCAAAUAGAAAAACAUUUGACCCAAAUGUAGCAAGUUGUUACAAUACAAUAACUAUCUUCCCAGAGGAUACAAGAAAUAAAUAUACAAAAAUCUCACAAGAAUAUAAAGGGAGCAGAAGAAAUGAUGUUUUAAAUUACCUGAAAAGGAUGUCAGGUAAAAAGAAACUUACGGAGAAGAAUGCAGGCCACAAUUGCCAAAACUCAGACGGACUAGUAGACUCGGUGUCUAUCAAACAAGAAUAUGACCAAAGCUAUUCAGAAAAAUCAAGCAGGAUAAGAGAUAGGAAGCACUUGUUGAAAGCCAUUGAUUUCAGCAAAGUCAUUAAAGUAAUCAACAGAGAAAGUAAACAGAACAAUUUUAUUGACACCUACACACAGUUUGAGGAGACCCCUCAGCCCAGUCCCAGCAAUCGUAACCGACACCUUCCCCCUAUCCCGAUUAUUCCAGAGACUGAAAACGGGAAAGCUAUCUCACUGUCACAGUCUUCUCUCACCCCAGACUCUGGAUUGUGUAACUCCCUGAGCCAAUCCAGCCUGUCAGAAAGUCUACAGCUGCAUGAAAUAACAAGGGCUGAAAUUUCUGUGCAGAGAUGCAAUUCCGAACUGCUUGAUUCCUUCACACCUAUUUCCUCCCUAUGCGAUGAGUGGAAGAUCCCAGAGGUAGCGCCUAUUUGUCAAGCUACGUCCGAUGGUAUCCACUGUCAAGAGGGUCCAGAGCUCCAGAGUGUACCUGCUGAACCAAAGACGGAGAUUCAGUCAAAGGAUGUUUCUGCAAAGGAGAAAGCUGAUGGGCUGUCUCAUGAUGAAGAAGCCAGAGAAUCAGAAGAAACAAAGAGUAACCAAACAAAUGCAGACUGUGGAAAGUUGCCACGCCCUGUGUCAGAUUGUGGUCUUCUUAGUGACUGGCAAAGCAUAAUCUUAAAUGAUGGCUCGCCUAACGUAGCAGAAUUCAGCAUGAAACCUAAAGUGCCGGCAGAUCCGACUGGAGCUGAAAAUGGAAUUUGUAGCAGUUCUUCACCAGCCAUGAAGAUAAGGCUUAGAAACAAACGUGCUAGGCAAAGACCUUUCUCUGUGAUAGAUGGAGCAUCUCUUGCUGGACAUUGUGAGACGACAAUCAAUCUUCAUCAACCAGCAACUUGCCGCCCACCACCACCACACCAUGUUCCACCUUUCCGAGCAGUUUCCGAUAGGAUCCGGCCUCUCCACUUGUCCCAAAGCACGCCGAUUGGACUUGAUCAGGUUGGGUGGAAAAGCCAAAUAUUAGCAGUAACAGCUAAUGAUGCAAGUAGAUUGGAGAUGACAAGAAUCCAUGAGAGCAGUACAAGUACUAAAGACUAUGGUUUCUGUCAUGAUACUGGCAGGCCUCUGAAGCAUGGUGCGGAACAGCUGCUAGUGAAUAAGCUGAUCAGUGGCGGUUAUAUUGUCAGUGCUGAGGCAGUAUGGGAUCACGUCACAAUGGCCGACCGUGAGUUGGCAUUCAAAGCAGGGGACGUUAUUAAAGUCCUCGAUGCCUCUAACAAGGAUUGGUGGUGGGGACAGAUUGAUGAUGAAGAAGGCUGGUUUCCAGCCAGUUUUGUGAGGCUUUGGGUGAAUCAGGAAGACACUGUAGAUGAAGCCAGUAGCGAGAUUCAAAAUGGACAUCUGGACCCAAACUCUGACUGCCUGUGUCUUGGCAGAAGCAUCCAGAACAGAGACCAGAUGAGAGCAAAUGUCAUCAAUGAAAUAAUGAGCACAGAACGGCACUACAUUAAGCACCUGAAGGACAUCUGUGAGGGGUACCUCAAACAAUGCAGGAAGCGCAGAGACAUGUUUAGCGAUGAACAGCUGAAAGUCAUUUUUGGAAAUAUUGAAGAUAUUUAUAGAUUUCAGAUGAGUUUUGUCAGAGAUCUGGAGAAGCAGUAUAACAAGGAAGAUCCUCAUCUGAGUGAAAUUGGACCAUGCUUCUUAGAACAUCAAGAUGGAUUUUGGAUUUAUUCAGAGUACUGUAAUAAUCAUCUAGACGCAUGCAUGGAGCUGUCUAAGCUGAUGAAGGAUGGCAGAUAUCAGCAUUUUUUUGAGGCUUGUCGUCUCCUGCAGCAAAUGAUUGACAUUGCCAUCGAUGGUUUUCUCCUCACUCCCGUGCAAAAGAUCUGCAAAUACCCACUGCAACUUGCAGAACUGCUCAAGUAUACAGCAUUGGAACAUAGUGACUAUAGAUAUGUUGCUGCAGCUUUGGCAGUCAUGAGGAAUGUGACUCAACAAAUCAAUGAACGCAAACGAAGGUUGGAAAAUAUCGACAAGAUGGCUCAGUGGCAAGCUUCAGUCCUCGAAUGGGAGGGUGACGAUGUUCUGGACAGAAGCUCUGAAUUGAUAUACUCUGGGGAAAUGAUGUGGAUUUACCAGCCUUAUGGACGGUAUCAGCAGAGGACUUUUUUCCUCUUUGACCAUCAACUGGUAAUGUGUAAAAAGGAUUUGAUACGACGGGAUAUCCUUUACUACAAAUGCAGAAUUGAUAUGGACAAGUAUGAAAUGAGUGACAUUGUCGAUGGAAGAGAUGAUGAAUUUAAUGUUAAUGCCAAGAAUGCCUUCAAACUAAAGAACAAGGAGACAGAGGAAGUGCACUUAUUCUGUGUAAAGAAGCCAGAAGAAAAACAAAGAUGGUUACGAGCACUUCAUGAAGAGAGGAGGAUGGUUCAAGAAGAUGAAAAGAUAGGGUUUGAAAUCUCGGAGUAUCAGAAGAGGCAAGCUGCAAUGACCGUAAGAAAAGUCAGCAAACAGAAAGGAGUGAACUACACAAGGUCAUUACCUCCCUCAUACCCAGCACCACCUGAUCCUCUUCAUCAGAGGAACUUCCUGCUCACUGAUGGCAUACCUCAGGGGUCAAUGUAUGAACUGACGGAGCCUAAACGCAGUCAGUCUCCCUUCUGGCAGAACUUCAGUAGGUUAACACCAUUUAAAAAGUAACAGGCCAUGUUGUUUGGGAGGAACUAGCCGGUGACAUGUCCUUGGCAGUUAACAACAAAGUGUGGACCAACAAACCAUGUUUGGAUCAUGGAUCUAGCUGAUUUAAACAUCUACUGAUACCUUUCCUGCUGAGCCUUGGUUCAAAACAACAUUUUAUCGAAUUAUUUCUUAAUGUGACUCAACUGUUCAUAAAACAUAUAAUAUAUGACAACAGAAAGUCAGAAAGGAAAACUGAAUUUCAUUGCAUUACAUCAUUUGUGAUUAUGUGAAUCUAGAUUUGCUCCUUAGUGUACUGUAUUGCAGCUGUAUACACGCAGGCACACAGACACAGAUACAAAUGCAGAUAGACACAGACAGACAGGAACAUACAGUUUCACACACGUUCAUAUACACGCAUCUUGCUUCGGUUGUUCUAAAAGCUUAUUACAUAUAUACUGAGUGUGACUGUUUUGUUGCUUGAUCAGUUUUACAUAAAAUACUUACAGAUAUUUUAAUGAAUAAUUAUCAUAAACAUGCUUUUGAUGAUUUAAUAUAUAACCAUGUGCUGAUAUGAUAUGUUGUACUGAAUGAACAGUUCAAACUCUGUUUAAAGAACUUCGGAAUAACUCACACCAUUUCUACUAGUAUCAAUGGAGUAUGUAAUUAUUCAGAAAGUAAGAGUUAAUUGACAGGGCCAAUCCUUUGCCAUCAUUGUCCUUAGUUGGUUUAGAAGCCAACUGACUUUGACAGUACAACAAAAUCUUUCAACAGAAUGGAUAUAUAACUAUAACCUUUUGACCAGAGAAUCAAUUGCUUAAUAUAAUUGACAUUCUUUGUUAUGUUUUGGUCCAAGUCUGUUGCAGUGUUACACUUAACAGUUAAUAAGGCUUAAUAACUAAUCAAGUUGUAUUUUAACCCUUUAAAAUUAAGUUGAAAGGCAUAAUAUACCACCAACAGUUAUUUGUUGUUAUCAGUUAAUAUGUACUUCACCUUAUGCAUCUUUGGACAUUUACUAAUCCUUCCACAGGAAUAGCAGUAAUCAUCUGAUCCCAUGUGGUUUCUCUACAAUAUCUUUGGACUACUUUAGCUGAAAUGUUUGCAAUUCAUUAGAGUUCUGUGGAUUGAACAGUGCACAACAUAGAUUGUAAACUAGGUUAUGGAGGAACCAUUGCAAAUUAAGGAAUUAAGUUAUCUUUAACUAUUGUUCUACAAAAAUGUUUCGUGCCACUAGUGAUGUAAACAUUUGUUUUGUGAUGUGCUAAAAUUUCACUAUUUUGCAUUUCCAAUGCAUACAAUGAAAUCAUACAUGAUAUAAAAUGAUAAACUAGCCAAUCUUUUGAAAUGGACAUUUUUAUAGAACUACAGAGCUACUUUUCCAAUAACCAUAGCUAGAUAUUAUUUUCUAACAAUCUAAAUAAUUAAAUAUUUAUUAAAUUAGUGCCAAAAAUGUAGAAGCAAAUUCAACAAAGAUGAAAUUUGUUCGUAUAUGAUUAUGUACACGGGCACUUAGAUGCCAGCUGACAGAUUGUUUGUUCUGUGCUGUUCCUAAUUAAAGGCUGUUGGUGCCCUUAACAAAGGCAGUUAGCAAAAGUCCUGGUUAAUCUAAAAUGUUUUUUCUCAUACUAAAGUUAUAGGCCACCAGGAAUAUGUUAUUACUAUCCAUUUAGAGAGUUUAGUGGCUUGCUUUUUUUCAUCUAUAUUGAAUUAUUUAAUUUCAUUGUAAUAGCUGUGGCCUCUGUCUGACCAUAUUCAAGCUCUUUGCUCAGGUAACUUCUUGCAUGAUGUGCCAUAUAAAGUAGUGAUUGACUGGUACAUAGUUCUACAAGUCUGGUUUCCUGGUUUCUUCAGCAUCUGCCUCUACUGGUAAGAGUAACAAGCAGUGCCAACUUGUCAGUUGGAUCAAAUAUGCAUUGCAUUUAGUGAUUGACAAUGUAAAACACACCAGCAUCAUAUGUAACUCAUAUGAAGAAUGAGGCCCGUGUACCCAUUCUGGGUAAUUUGAGGCUCUCCAGAGCUAAUCAAUGAAAUUUUUGUAGAGUACACUGUCUAGUGACUGUAUCGGUUGACCAAAAUAAUGCUCGUGGCAUCUUACUAAUUGACCAAGAAUAUUGAACAGGAAGUUUCUCAGGGGAAUAUUGAUCAAAACAAAAGUUAAGUUUGGAUAAAUACAUGGAUGGGAGGGUAAUGGAGGUCCAUGGUCCAGGUGCAGGUAGAUGGGACUAGGCAGAAUGGAAUAGAUAGGUCAAAGAGCCUGUUUCUGUCUUGUUGUCCUCUAUGACUCUGACUAAUAAUGCCAGUUUAUGCUCUUUACAGUAAGUAAUUAAAGGGUCGAGAAUGCCAGCUAGACCAAAAAGGUUCUCCAUUUUAGGUCUUGACUGACUAUAGUACCCUCCUCCAAUAUGUGGCCCGACUCAGAGAUUUCAGUUUCAGACUGGAAUGACUGUGUGAGCAGACAGAAAUGCAAUGUGGUCCAUGAUCCCACUAGUUUCACACAAUAGAGGGGCAGGAGAAUGGAGUCCACUGAAUCAACGACCACUCUGAAAGCAAAAUGACUAUCUGUAGAAGGGAAGAAAAUUAAUGGAUGGGGAGAGGGUACCACAAAUAUAUUUCUGGGUAUCAUUAAGCUAGCUUUAGCUAUUUUGCUAAAUGCAUUCACCUCUCUAUGACGGAGGAACAAGAAGUACAUCUUGCCCUCAUGUCAUGGAGUACAUUUGAGGUUUAGUGUGUGAAAUAAUGAUCUAAUACAAUACUAUGCUGUAGAGACAGGGUGCUAGGAAUGAUUCUUAGUCUGUGCCGAAUGAUUUAAUCUUGGUAAAAAGAUGGAAUCCUGAGAACUGAUUUCAACAGCCAUGGACUAAAGAGACAAUAAUAAAAAGUCUAGCAUUCCCAUUUCCAAUCACUGUCUGGUUAGGUGCACAUAGACAGUGAUUUGGGAAGGGCAGACUGAUUUGCAGACACUAGUGUCUAUUCUGAGAUAUGCAGAAUGGCUUUUUUAGAAAGGUUCUGGUACAUUGCUAACAGAUACCGAAAUAAAGACUAUCAACAAGAUUAUAAGAAACAAAGAUGAAUAUUUUUUCAUUAAUGAGGACUUUGAUUUUUGACUGAAUACGAAAUUAAAUGACAUUGCAGUGUCUGUAUCUUGCAAUUGUACCUCCCCACAAGUGUUACUAUCCAACAGAAAUGAGUAUUUGUGAGGUUAACUAAAAAUCAGAUGUUUUAUAUCUUGGAUUACAUUGUUGCAGGGUGGAGUGUUCAAUGCUUAGAAGCAUUGUUAAUGAUGUCAGGACUAAUUGCGUUAUUGUACUAGUCACUCACUAAUACCCCUCUAUUUUGCUUUAUUGCAAAAACUCAACGAGGUAAGUUUAUACCACAAAAUUGGGUGGCAGCAGCUAUUGGUUUUGAAUCGCACCCUUCAAUCACACAUGUAAGUGUAUGCAAAUCCUAAUGCUCUGCACAAUUUUCAACUAUGGAAGCAAAUGUAUACAUAUAUUGGUCUUUGUACCUUGCUUCCAUAAUUUUAUUUGGCAUUAUUACAUAGUCUAUGUAAUGAGAAUUGUAAAGUUUAUUCCAAUGAACUCCUACUUGUGAAGUGUCUCAACCUUUCAGUUCACAUGAAGCUAAAUUGGGCUGCUCAUUUCUGUUUGUAAAUUUACGAUUUCUUAUGUGAAAUGUUUCCUUAUUGAAGACAAUUACAAUCUCAAUAUGGCAGUGUGGCACUAUUUAAAGUUAACUCUUAAUGCACAUUAAGGUAAACAUAGUCCGUGCAAUAAUGCUGAGCCUUAAGGAAUUAGGUUUGGAUGGGUUGGGUAUUCAAAAUCAGCAUUUAAAGAAAUGUGAGAAGAGUUGCUUUUCUACAGUUGAGAAACUCAAGCAGAGAUAUAAUCAUUAAAUAGAUAUUUGAUUUGUGACUAAAGCCAAGACACAAACGAAUGCUGCUAGCAAGAGACAGGAACAUUUUUAAAAAAUCCAUGCAAUGUAGAUGUGAAUUAUUGCAUCAAGAAAAGUUGAUGCUUCAGUUAUGAACUCUAGUCCUUGUAGUUACAAAGUUUUAAGCAUUGGAUUUGUAAAUGACAUAGAACUAUUCAAGUGUUUUAAUGGGAGAUGUUCUGAGUCAAAUUCUUCUCCUUGCACUGGCAUUUAAAGUCAUACCAACUGCAAUGUUCAAUUACAAUGUUAUAAAAUAUUGUCUUGACAGCCUCUACUGUAUUCAUAAGAAAGAAAUAGGACUUGCAUGUUAUUGAUGUGCAAGGCAACAUUUGUUUUCUGCAAAAUACAAAUGUGGUUCUCAGUGCCAGACUGCAACAUGCCAUGGAACAGGUGCUCAACUGAAUGAUUAGAUAGUCUUGUUAAAGCCAGUAGCGUGACACUCAUUAGUUGAAAAAGUCUUUCAGUAAGCAUUUUGAUUUAGUUUCAGGUUGUAGAAUAGCAGAAUUUUGCUCAGAAUGUCAUUUUUAAAGAUGUAGAUAGAUAUUAGUUGUAACAGGAUUAUUUCGUGGACUCACACUGUUUAUGUUACAAAAUUACUGUUUGAAUUUUAAAAAAAUAACGCAUGCAUGAUGCCUUUGGAAGUAAUGCAUGAUGUCACUGUUGUUUUUGCAACACAUGAUCAUUUUUUUUGUAAUUUAUUUUUAUUGAAGUUCAUCAUCAAACAAAUAUUUCCAUAAGAUGUAUUUCAGAUACUGUACAUAUAUAUAUAUCAUAUAAUCAUAUUUGUCACAAAUCUCCACAUAAUAUUUAUCUGAGGUAUACACUUAUAGAAAGGAGAGGAAAGAAAGAACAAUCAAAAGAAGAAAACUAUGUACAAAGUAGGGAGUGAUCAUUUUUUUACAACAUAUUCAUUGACUUGUGAGAAUAAAAUCAGGCCUAUGAGGUGUUAUGUAGUUAAACCAUUUUAGGGAAUGAUCCACCACCAGUUAAUAAAAUGUAAGUGCAAAUCCUGACCACUUGUUACAAGCAAACCCAUAGCAUGAUAAAAGAACUAAUGAAACAUGAAAAUGUUAGAUUCCGGUUGCUAGUGACUUAGAUAAGCUUGUGACUCCUAAGUGAAUCCUUCAGCAGACUGGAGCUUGGAUAUGCAAUUCCUAGAUGGAAAUAGCUAGUAUUCUAAGAGAAGGGAUCAUUAAUGAGUAUUGUCAGUUUUUAGAAAUGGAUAGUUACAAUUGAACACACAUUCAUGGAAAUAGCCCUCUGCUGAAUAAGGGUUCAUUCCUGUGUUAGUCACGGGGAUAGAAUGGAAGAGGGAUAGCCCCAAGAUACACACAUUUAUCUCCAGCUCCUAUUGUGAGUAUGAUAGUAUUCUUUAGUUUACUUAAACUUCUGCCAGUGAUUCCUUCAAGUAAAGAAAUGCAGAUCAUUAUCAUGUGUUCAUAUGGCUCGGGACAGACUUUGACUUUUUUGUCUUGUUAAUUAUAAAAAUAUUAUACUGGCAAUGAGUUGAAGGACAAAAUUUAGAUCCCUGCAUGUCAUUUGAACGUAAUUCUGUGGAAAGCUGAAAGCUUAUUGAUUUGAGAGUCAAAUCUGAAUGUUCACUGGCGCAGAAUAUAGUUGAAGGAUCAUGAAUUUUAAAAAAAGAUAGUUAAAGGAUAUGUCUAUAGCUCAUUCACUUUAAGUACCCCCCACUAUAUCUGAAACUUAAAAGCAAGUAGCUUUUAUUUGCUUAAAGCUAAAUCAGCAUACAAUCAAAUAGUACACAUUUACAUUGAAUUUUAAAGUUUGUCCAAUUAAUAUUUUAAUUAUCAAUCAGUUAAAAUCAAUCCAUUUGAGUUUAGCAAUAAAUAUGUUCACAAAGUAUUCCUUUGUAUGCCAUUUCAUGAAAUUUAUCCCACAGUUAAAGCAGCGAUCGUAUUGUAUGUAUGUAUUAAUAAAACUUCAUAAUUUAGUUUCAGUAUAUUACAACUGUCAUAGUUGGCAGAUAUAUUACUUAUAAAUAAUUGUAUUUUCUCCAUAAUUACCUAAAUGUGUAUAUCUGUAUUCUUUAUACUCUAAUACCUUUUUUAACAAAAUUAUAUUUUCUCUAUACCAGAGUUAUAAAAUGUUAUUAUGAGAAAUGUGGAGAAUGAAAUGAUUAGUUAUAAUAAUUAAUUACUGUAUAUUACAUAGUUUACAGAGAUACUGCUAUGUGAUGAUGCCAAGUGGAUUGCUUGGCUGUAAUAUUAGAAAUUAUUUCUCCAAUCCCUCAGUAACUACACCCACCAACAAAAAAAAUCUGAACUUGAUGAUGAAACAAUUUCUACAAUUUUCAGCUUUUAGGGAAACCUGCAACUUAGUUAAAAACUGUACAAAGUGAUUAUGUUAAUCAGGGACAGGGCAGAGUAAUGGAAAGGUUUAGACCCUUCAUACGUUACCCUUUUUUUUUAUCAAAUUGGUCAGUUCUUGUAGAAUCGAGAUUUCUUCUGUCUGUUGGCUGUAAAAGUUCUACAUGAAAUUAAUUUAUGAAUCUUUGGUCCACUUCCAACAUAGGCAAAACGCUAUCCCUAAACAGCACAAAAAUAUUGGCAUUGAGAAAUGUAAAUUUGUUAUUACACAGUAGAGGUUGUUUGGAACUGUGGCAUUUUGUCAGGCAAAUAAGAGAGCUUUAUCCUGCAACUAACCGGUUACAAAUGGUCAGAGAAUUAUUGAUGCUGUGUAUAGACAUGCCAAAUUAGAUUAUAAAUCUAUAGAUUAUUUAAUAUUUCUAAUUCUCUGGCAUGAUUUUAACAGUGAGGUUCUGUUGAAUAGUUUAAGGAGUCACAUGUUGGAAUGAGGCAAAGUAAAUUGUAACAAUUAAGUCUUAAUAAAGAUAUUAUCAAAUGUCCAGAAGUGAACAUGAUGGGAAAAUUAGCUGGCAUUUAACUGUUUGCCUACACUUUGAUUAAAAAUUGAAGAUGGGUUCUUCAUCAAAAGCAAGCAGGUGUUGGGGGUUGGGAUGGUUUUCUAGAAUAGGGAGUGCCUGACCACUUCUAUUGUGAACCAAAGGAAUACUAUUUAGAUCCCUGAAGCUACAGUAAAGUUUAGAUAAAACAUAGAACAUAGACUAGUACAGCAUAGUACAGGUCCUUCUGCCCAUGAUGUUGUGCCAGACUUUUUACUUAGUCCAAGAUCAAUUUAGCUAUUCCCUCCGUUUUUCUUUCACCAGUGUGUCUAUCUAAAAGUCUCUUAAAUAUCCCUAAUGUAUCUGCCUCUACUACUACACCUUGAUGGUGUUCCAUUCACCCACUGCUCUCUGUGUUUUAAAAAAACCUACCUCUGACAUCCCCCUUAUCAUCUUAAAAUUAUACUUACUUAUAUGAACCAUUUCCGCCUGGGAAGAAGUUGCUGGCUAUCCAUUCUUGCCUCUUAUCAUCUUUUACAGCUCCAUCAAGUCACCUUUCAUUCUCCUUCAGUCCAAAGAAAAAAAAAUCUAGAUCACUUAACCUCUCCUCAUAAGACAAGCUCUCUAAUCCUGGCAGCAUCCUGGUAAAUCUCCUCUGCACCCUCUCUAAAGCAUUCUUCCUAUAAUGAGGCAACCAGAACUGAACACAAUACUCCAAGUGUGGUCUAACCUGAGUUUUAUAGAGCUGCAACUGCAUAAAACUUUAGAUGGUUUAGAUAGUCUUUUAUACUUUUGAUCCAUUUUUGACAGGACUACAAAGUACAGCCAGAACUCAAAUUGAAGCUGAGACCUGACAUUACCAAAUUUUAUUCUGCCCAUUUUGGAAACUAUGGAGCCUUGCUUGUGUCUAGAAGUGCAAUAAAAGUCAGCAACAGUGAGCUCAGUAUUGAACGUAGAUGAAUACAUUGCUACUUCAUUUUUACUCCUUUCUCAUUCAAUUUUACUGAGUAGGAACAGUUAAAAUUUCCUAUCAUAAAAGAUUUUAGUACUGACUUGCUCAAAUAAUGGUAGGGUUAAAUACAAGAGGAUUGUAAUUGUACAUUUUACGCAAUCAGCAUUAAAAAUUACUAUAUAGAAGCUUAAAUAAUUUUAUUAAUUGUAUUACCAGACCUUUGUUGUAACCUUUGUGUUCAAAAUUCAUAAUUGGAAAUAACUUACUGAACUUUUAGGCACAGAGGAAGAAAGGGUGACAAAUUGAAUAAUUCCAAAUAUUAGUGAGUGAUGGAUGUUCAGAUAAUAAUAUUGUUCGGCCCCGCAUAAUUUGUUCUCGAUAUGAAUCCUGACUCUGGUUAACUUUUGGCAGUGAUGAGACUGUUUCCAUGAUUAUAAUAUUGGUAUGAGUCAAGGUAAACUCACAUCAUUGCACUAGUUGCAAGUUUAGGUUGAAUACUUUAAAAAAAAUCAGGUGCAAGGACAAAUUAAACACAUUAAACACUUAAUGCAUCAUCAAAUUCUGUCUGACUCAGAAGUUGUCUCAAGAGAUUGCAAUGCAAAUAUAUAUCUAGCUAAGCUCAUAACUGCAUUAAUAACAAUGAAAAACCACUUUAAGGAUUUAUGAAAUUCAACAAAUUUUCACUGUAGAUAUAGAAGUUAAAUAUCUUAUUUUUCUUGUCCAUCCUAAUCCAAAGAAUCAAGUCACAAACCUUCAAGGUACUCAGUCUACUAUGAAAUAGCAUAGUUUUAACAAGACAAAAAUAUUAAGGGGAAAUAUAAUUUUGUCACUUCAUGCUGAUUGUCAAUGAUGUCUUCUGUGAUUUUAGUUGGAAGUGAACAACAGAUGGCUUCUAUAGAAAUGGGUUUCUUCCUGUAUUGAUAUUAAGUGCUAUGACUUGCCUGGAGUGGUAUAAUUCAUUUUUAUCAAUGAAAGAAAAUUCUGAGUUGUGUUAAAACUAAUGUACUCACUGUGGUGAUGCUCAAGUUGAUUGUCCUAGUAAAGUUCCUUCAUCUGAAUACCACUCUCAAGAUUUAGCAUACAGUGUGUGUUAAUGUUUUUAUAAUGCAUUGUUCUCUCUAAGAAGGUUAAGCAUUUGCUGGAAAGCAGAAUAAGAUACUUCUUGGCAAAAGGGAAAUAUACUUGUAUUUUAUGUUAUGUAGAUGGCAAAUUACAGUAUUUACCAGACCUGUGGGUAAAAAGAUCAUAAAUCAAUGAAGAUAAACAUCUAAGAAUGACAAAAAUUAAUCUCAUCCUUCUGAUGCUUUAGCAGUUUCUUAGGACAUUUCUUAUCUCAAGUUUUUUUUUACAGUUUGAGUAGCCUCCGACAUUUCCCAAACUAAAUGCAUAUGCUUUAAAAAAAUACUAGUUGACAUGUAAGAACUGAUUUCCUAGGGUAGUGCUGCUGUUGUCUUCUGUGAUAAAGGCCAUUAAGAAAUCAUGGGUGCACUGCCUGCAAUUUUCUGAUGUUUGCAACUAGUAGCUGUGCCACCUUUCUCCCACUUGCCUGACACGACCACACUGCAACUGCUGUCUAAAUGAACUCUAGACAGAUCCUCUCCCAUUCUGUAUAGUUCCAAAUAAAUGUAAGCUUGGUGCUGUAAUGUUAGAAAAGAAAAAAAAUGUUCUUUCUAUUUUGUUUAUCAAAUUUAGACAUAAGAAUUUUGUAACUUUUGUGAAUGUUUGUCAAUGUUGUUCUACAUACAUUAAAACCGUCUUGGAAUUAAAAAAAAAGGUAUCAGCUGAUUUCCAAAGGUUAUUUUUUUUCUUCAAGCUUUGUCAGCACAAAGGAGACCAUUUGUCAUUUGUGUGAAACUGUGUUGAGCAUACCCAACUCUUCGUCAAACCAUUUAUAUUUUAAACAAUUAUAAUUAUGUCCACAAUGGAAUCCAUGGUCAUCUGUAAAUCUGAAUGCAAUGUUAGGCUAGGCAGCUGCAAAAUGGUUUGAAAAUAUUAGCGUUAUCAUCUUUUGAAGCUGAAAAUAUAAAAUAUCCAAUUUUGAUUUCUUUGCAUAAAUAUUGCUUUUAAAAUUUAAAAUUUAAUGUUUUGAAAUGAAUGAUGUGGUCAAAUUCUCAUUUUUCAUAAUGGUUUAUAUAAACUCUUCUGUCAUUAGUUUCAAGUUUGUAACUGGGAGCUCCCUCAAGUACGAAAUAGUAGCCAUCACCGAAGUAUAUUGAGCAGAAGAUUCUAGCUCUGUGAUGGAUAAUUUUUGGGGGUUCACUGUGUUAUUGACCCUGCAGAAAAGCAUGUACAGUAUAUGUGCAUAAAUGUACUUGCACAUAGAUAUUGAAUGAGGUCAAUUUUGAUCAUGGCUUCAAUAAUUCCUGAAGGUGAAACCCUUAUACAUUGUCAUGAACUAUACCAGAAGGCAUGAAAUAUUAUGCAAUAAGGGGCAAGCUCGUAAGGAAAAUAAGAAUAUAGAGGAAAACCAGGAAUUGAUAUUUUCACUUUCUGAGACUGUGGGACAGACUGGAUUAGACAUUGAAAACUUCAGGUACUUUCACGUCAGUAAAACGACUAAAGAAUCGGAAUCUGUUUUAACCAGUUCAAAUGAUAAUUUGGCCAUUUCAAGACGGUGAGGAGAAAAACACACUAAACUAUAUAAUGUAGUUUGUGUGUAUUAAUAAAAAUAUGUUGAGUAUGUGCCAGAUGAAGGAGUGUAGAAUUAGAGUCAAAAUUCCUUUAAAUCAAAUAUUGUUUUUAAAUGUAAUAAGGGAUAUUUGACAGCAUUCUGUGAAAUAAUUAUCAGCCUCCCAGUAUCUUUCCAUCUGAUAUAACUUGGUUUAUGUUUUGCAAUAUUGCUGCUUACUCGCUUUUCAGCAUUUUUAUGAAUGGCCUUGGGUGCUUCCUCAGCAUUUACUUUUCUGUGUAAAUAGGUAAUGACCUUUCUUUCACUGCUCUCUCGGAUUUAGGAAUUUUAAUUUCCAUUUUUAUUUUAAGGCCCUGUGUAUGUAUAUUAUAAUGUUUGUGGCUGAAUAAUAUUUUGUUAUAGUUUUGUACCUGUAUUGAAAUCACACAAUGUACACAAUAAAUGCUUUCAGCUA
This is a messenger RNA of Mobula hypostoma (lesser devil ray), 14687 nucleotides long. Its product is annotated as rho guanine nucleotide exchange factor 9. Lineage: Eukaryota; Metazoa; Chordata; Chondrichthyes; Myliobatiformes; Myliobatidae. Gene Ontology annotation, molecular function: guanyl-nucleotide exchange factor activity; protein binding. The transcript is spliced from 14 exons. The record is from RefSeq and is a predicted model, not a curated record. Bases 332 to 3883 code for a protein of 1183 amino acids.